AUGCUUCACCACCACCAUCCGACGUUAAAGAGGUUCCGCUCCGUCCUCUCUUCGCGUUUUGCUAGUUUGCGACCUAGCAAAUCCGGCGAUUCGACAGGUCGCUCUGGAGUCUCGCAGUCAGAGGGCCUAAGUCACCAUCCAGUGGCGAAACCGGACCAGGGGCUAUACAGUCAGCUCGAGGUUGAAUUAUCAUCACCUCAAGGUGCUAGUUUUCAACCAACUUACGAGCUUGGUCAGCUCCAGAGUGUUCAGACCAUCAUCGGGAAAGGGUGGAGAAAGGGUGCUUCGGAUGACAAGAUACAUCUUACCCAUGAAAUUCAACAACAGCAGGCGAGGAUGCACUAG
This is a messenger RNA of Letharia columbiana, 345 nucleotides long. RefSeq lists its product as uncharacterized. Bases 1 to 345 code for a protein of 114 amino acids. NCBI's taxonomy places the organism in Eukaryota, Fungi, Ascomycota, Lecanoromycetes, Lecanorales, Parmeliaceae. The transcript has a single exon. The record is from RefSeq and is a predicted model, not a curated record.